This is a messenger RNA of Solea senegalensis (Senegalese sole), 1816 nucleotides long. RefSeq names its product heme-binding protein soul5, like (gene soul5l). The transcript has 7 exons. The record is from RefSeq and is a predicted model, not a curated record. Bases 143 to 1234 code for a protein of 363 amino acids. Lineage: Eukaryota; Metazoa; Chordata; Actinopteri; Pleuronectiformes; Soleidae. Gene Ontology annotation, cellular component: cytoplasm.
UCACUGCAGUCCGCAGCAGAGUGCAGUAGACUGCAGUCUCUAUCACUCUCCUGCUCCUCCUCUUCUCCUUCUUCUUCUUCCUCCUCCUCUUCCUCCCUGCGCUCCUCUGGCAGGUGGAAAGGACGAACACGGGACACGAACGAUGACUUCCGUCUCAGUCUUGGUGGUUUUGGCCUUCGUGGUUUCAGCAGAAGGAAGUGUUGGACCCAGCACCAACACCAGCUUUUGCACCGAGUCAAAGGAAUGUCUGCAGUAUGAGCUCGUCUGCAAGACGGAUGAAUACGAGGUGCGACAUUACAGCCCGACUCGUUGGGUGUCGACAGACGCAGAAGCUUAUUUCAUGGGCGUGGGAGCAGCCAUGGCCUUCAGGAGACUUUUCCAGUACAUCACCGGAGCCAACGAUGGAGGCAUCCAGAUGGAGAUGACAGCUCCAGUCCUGGUCAAGAUCCCAGAGGAGACCAAGAUGUGGGAGCCGGCUAUUUACACGCUAAACUUCCCGCUGCCGGCAGCUUAUCAGGAGAACCCGCCGGCACCCACCUGUGACAAGCUGUAUUUCACUGAGAUGCCAGAGAUGGACGUGUACGUGAGGAGCUACGGAGGCUGGAUGCUGUCGGUCACGUCCAGGCUUCACACUCGCCUGCUGAGUAAAGAGCUGCAGAGAGUCCGAGCUUCCUACAACAACACGUACCACUACGGAGUCGGCUACGACAGUCCCUUAAAGCUGUUGAACAGGCACAACGAGGUUUGGUACGUGGCCGACGGGGAGCCCAUCUGCACAGAUCCACAGGAACCGACCCCUGCUCACACACUCAGGCCGACUCUGACCAACUCCCCGGCCACCUCAUCUCCGCCUGACCCACUCCCACACACACUCUCCGACUCACCCUCACUUCCUACCUCCAACACGUCCUUGUACACAUCGUCCAACUCCUCCUCCUCCAACUCCUCCUCCUUCAACUCCUCACAGACACCUCACACUGACACACCCACCCUCCCUCCGUCUGACGCUCCUCUCACUCCCACGUCCCGCCUGCCCACUGGCGUCCCCGCCAACCGUCCUCCCACCACUGUGCGCGACCUGCCAGACCCGACCACCAACUCCUCAGACCCAGAGGCUGCGAGCCCGUCUCUGGAGCCCCACUCUGAGGUGGACAUGUGGAACACCACGGCCCACAGCUCUGCAGAGACACAGACUGACAGUAACCCGGUGCUAGAGCCAGAUCACGCUCAUUAACAACCUUCACCUUUUCUCUCUCUAUACGCAGCGGUUUUCCAGGUGUCGUUAAGUUAGAGAAAGGAGACAGAAAGCUAAUUAUUGGCUGCUCGUUUCCUUCAUAUCUCUCUUCUCCUGUGUAUUACACCGAAUCCUCUUUAGUGUUAAACGACAUGUUCUGUCACCGCUUUGCUUCGUGUAUCUGUCACGCAGCUGCGUUUAGGAUUAAGUAAGGUGUCUGCAUUAGUUAGAAAGAUAGAGUACAAUGUGACAACGUGUGUUAAAGAGAGAGAGUUUAAAUCCAAAUAGUUAGACACUGACUAGACUGUGAAGGCAUUAGACAUUUUGGUAGUCAAAUACAUGCUUGUAUCAUCAUUAUUCAGUCAUUUAUGUAUCCAUACACACACACACACACACACACAAGUAUGUUUAAUACUGCAACAUUCUUAACUGACACGUAGGAAAAUCGCUUUGAAAUAACUAUUUCUACAUGUAUCACAAGAAUCGGCAAGAACAAAGAAAACAAUACAAAAGUGGUGUGUAAAAUAUAAAAUAUAAAAUAAUCAACUGUACUAAACCAAUAAACCAUGAAUUUGAAAGUGA